Molecule: messenger RNA, 1108 nt
Organism: Dromaius novaehollandiae (emu)
Lineage: Eukaryota; Metazoa; Chordata; Aves; Casuariiformes; Dromaiidae
Gene: MCRIP2
Product: MAPK regulated corepressor interacting protein 2
Exons: 5
Coding region: 201-590 (129 amino acids)
Source: RefSeq, a predicted model, not a curated record
AAGGCCGGGGGCGUGUCGCGCGCACGCGGCGCGUGCGGGCCCGGCCCGUUAAAGGCGCCCGGCGGCGGCGCGCGGCGGCCGCACUCGCCUGGCAGCGGGGCGGCAGCGGCUCCGCGGGGUCCCGGCGCCGCCGCCGCGGUCGGCAGGGCAGGGCAGGGCAGGGCAGGGCAGGGCAGGGCGGGGGGGGCUGCCCGCGGCGCAUGAUGUACACCAUCACCCGGGGCCCCAGCAAGCUGGCCACGCAGCGGCGCACAGGUCCCACGCAGCAGCAGGUGGAGAGCAAGCUGGGCGAGCUGCGCGGCCGGCACCAGCCCAGCGCCUGGCCCCUCUCGAGUCCAGCCCAGAAACUCGUCUUCAACAGAGUGAACGGCAAAAGGCCACAGGUGCUGCCCCAACAUGUUUCGGCCCCUGAGGAGUGCUAUACUUCAGCCCACGAGGAGAACGUCCGGUUCGUCUACGAAGCCUGGCAGCAGGUAGAGCAGCAGCUAGACGACAGCCAGAGAGGGGAGAACGUGUGCGGCCCUGUGCAAUACGUAGAGAAAACCCCGAACCCCGGACUGAAAAGGAGCCCAAACAAACAGGACGUCUGAUUUACGGCUCUUCUGGAAAAAAUGUCCUCUCCAGUGGCGAAGGUGGGCUCAACAUUGUGCUGGAGAGGUGCCCUCUGCACCAGCUCCCGCCAUGUUGGGUUCUGCUGUUGGGGACCUGACUCUCCUGUUCCCUGGGCUAAAUGGGACUGAGCCAGAGUGCAAUGGGAUGGGUGGGCAAGGUGCUUCUCCAAAGGCAGCUGGAACAAGGUCUGCAGGCAGCCAAGGCUGCUCUGAGCUGGAAUGAAUGCACCCUGGAGAGCAGCCUCAGGGCUCCUUCAGCAUCCAUGAAGAGAAGGUCCCCAUAAGGCACGAUCCAGCCUUGUUUGGGGGACAGGGACCAGGGACCAGGAAACCUCGGGGUGUCAUUUUCCCAGGGACAAGGAAUGUGGCUCUGAUGGGACCACCCUUUGCUGUACUCCCUUCUCCAGCUGCUCUGCUAUGCUCUUGUCUUUCUCUCCUUCCCCUGUCUUUCAGACUUUGUUCCCAUCGACCUGGAGGAGUGGUGGGCACAGCAGUUU